AUGGGUGGCCUCUUUCGCGCCGGGAGCAGGAACCGGAUCAGGCUUGGCGGCAUCUCUCACACCGGGAACAGGCUCAGGAUCAGGAUGGGUGGUGUCUCUCGCACCGGAGACUUGAACAGGCUCAGGACAGGUGGCAUCUCUCACGCCGCAGGCGGGGACCAGAUCAGGCUUGGCAGCGUCUCUUGUGUCAGGGACUGGAACAGGCUUAGGACCAGGAUGGGCAGUGUCUGUCGCACCGGAGGCAGGGACUGGAUCACGCUUGACAGCAUCUCUCUUGCGCUGGAGGAAGGGACCAGAUCAGGCUUGGUGGGGUCUCUCGCGCCGGAGAUUGGAACAGGCUCGGAACAGGCGGCGUCUCUCGUGCUGGAGACUGGAACAUACUUGACACCGUCUCUCGCGCUGAGGACUGGAACUGGCUGGGCAGUUGUAAUGAUGGCUUCAGGAACCAACACUGCAGGGAGCACAUGCUACAGACCAGCUGCAGUGUGUCUGGGCCUGCUGUGUGCUCUCCUGCUAGCUGCCAUUACAGUGCUGUGGGUCAGGUUUACUACAGAGAGAGACCAGUUACAGAUUGAUUACAACAACCUAACUACAGAGAGUAACCAGCUACAGAGCAGGUACAACAACCUGACUGCAGAGAGAGACCAGCUACAGAGCAGGUACAAUGACCAGACUGCAGAGAGAGACCAGCUACAGAGCAGGUACAACAACCUGACUGUAGAGAGAGACCAGCUAAAUAAAGAAAGAGAAGGACUCCAAAGAAAGCUUUCUGAAGUGGAUAAGGCCAUUGAGCAGGGAUGGAGGUACUUCAAAUCCAGUCUUUACAACAUCUCUCCUGAGAAGAAGACCUGGAGUGAGAGCAGACAGGACUGCAGAGAUAGAGGAGCAGACCUGGUGAUCAUAAACAGCAGAGAGGAACAGGAGUUCAUCAGUAAAGUUAUCAGCAGAAUUUCUAUUUGGAUUGGCUUGACUGAUGUCGAAAAACAGGGAACUUGGAAAUGGGUGGAUGGCACAACACUGACCACUGGCUACUGGAGAUCUGGGGAACCCAAUAACCCAAAUGAGCAUUGUGUCAUAGCUGACUAUGGGUCUCAUAUUGUGUUGAACUGGGCUGACUAUCCUUGUACCCACAAGUUUGCUUCUAUCUGUGAGAAAGGAGUUUUUAUCUGAAUCUGCUAACUGAAUGAUGGUGAACAGCAGCAUUUGGACAACAUGUGUCUUGAAGUUGAAUUAUUACUGUGCAAAAAGCAGCAAAAUGUUUUUAUUUUAUUUAUAAGCCCUAUUGUCUCAUGUUAAGUUCUCUUGAUUGUAUAAAGUAUUGACAUUGAUUCAAAGUGAUUUUAUC
This is a messenger RNA of Electrophorus electricus (electric eel), 1345 nucleotides long. Lineage: Eukaryota; Metazoa; Chordata; Actinopteri; Gymnotiformes; Gymnotidae. The record is from RefSeq and is a predicted model, not a curated record.